Molecule: messenger RNA, 1414 nt
Organism: Mus pahari (shrew mouse)
Lineage: Eukaryota; Metazoa; Chordata; Mammalia; Rodentia; Muridae
Gene: Spag4
Product: sperm associated antigen 4
Exons: 12
Coding region: 45-1361 (438 amino acids)
Biological process (GO): nuclear envelope organization
Cellular component (GO): nuclear envelope; meiotic nuclear membrane microtubule tethering complex
Molecular function (GO): protein-membrane adaptor activity
Source: RefSeq, a predicted model, not a curated record
GGCUGCGGCGACUUCGGCUUCCCAGAGGGGUAGCCCAGGUCAGGAUGCGGCGGAGUCCCCGCUCAGGCUCGGCCGCAUCCUCUCACAAUCACACACCCAACUUCUACAGCGAGAACAGCAAUAGUUCCCACAGCGCGACUUCGGGGGACAGCAAUGGGCGCCGGUCCGCUGGGCCGGAGCUCGGGGAGCUCGAGGGCACAAGGGCCCGGGGCUCGAGCUGUGGUGAGCCCGCCUUAAGCCCAGGAAUGCCCGGAGGAGACACAUGGGCAGGAAGCUCUCGGCCGACGCUGGCGCCUUGGAGCCACAAUUGGCAGACCGCCUGUGGCGCGGCAACCGUGAGGGGCGGGGCCUCGGAACCGUCUGGAUCUUCUGUAGUCUUGGAGGAACUCAACCAUCUCCCGAUCCUGGAGCUGAGGGAGGAGAUGCCUACCCCGCGGGUGUCCAAGAGCUUCCUGAGCCUCCUCUUUCAGGUGCUGAGCGUGUUGUUAUCCCUGGCAGCCUACGGGCUGGUCUGUGUGUGCAGGGAAAUCUGCUCCAUCCGCUUCCUGUUCACUGCUGUGUCUCUCCUGAGCAUCUUUCUGGCAGCACUCUGGUGGGGGCUCUUGUACCUGAUCCCUCCUUUGGAGAAUGAAUCUACGGAGAUGCUGACUGUAAGCCACUACCACUCCUGGGGCCAGCAACUACAGCAGCUCCAGGCAAAACUGAAUAAACUCCACAAGGAGAUGUCCAGCGUUCGCGUAGCCCACAGUGAGAGAGUGGCCAAGCUCGUGUUCCAGAGGCUGAACGAGGACUUCGUACGCAAGCCUGACUAUGCACUGAGCUCUGUGGGAGCCUCCAUCGACCUGGAGAAGACAUCCAGCGACUACGAGGACCAGAACACUGCCUACUUCUGGAACCGCUUGAGCUUCUGGAACUAUGCUCGCCCACCCUCUGUCAUAUUGGAGCCAUAUGUGUACCCUGGAAAAUGCUGGGCUUUUGAAGGUGAUAAAGGCCAGGUGGUGAUCCAACUGCCAGGUCACGUGCAGUUAAGCGACAUCACCCUGCAGCAUCCUCCACCCACUGUGGCACACACCAGAGGGGCCAGCAGCGCGCCUCGGGACUUUGCAGUCUAUGGGCUCCAAGCUGAUGACAAGACUGAAGUGUUCUUGGGAAAAUUCAUCUUUGAUGUGCAGAAAUCUGAAAUUCAGACUUUCCACCUCCAGAAUGACCCUCCGUCUGCCUUCCCCAAGGUGAAGAUUCAGAUUCUAAGCAACUGGGGCCAUCCCCGCUUCACGUGCUUAUAUCACGUCCGUGCCCAUGGUGUGUGGACCUCAGAGUGGGCAGACAAUAAUGCCACGGGGGUCACAGGGGGACCCCAUUAAAAAUGCAGAUGGUUGGAGUAGAAUCGAGGUUUGUGCUAAAGAAAAGUGUGUUG